AGUUCCAGCUUUAUACAAUCAGAAAUAGCAUUUUAAAGAGAAAAGAUAGGCUACUCUGCAUGUUUUGACUAUAGACCUAACCUAAACCCACUUUAGUCCCAGCUGCUCGACCUGAAACCCUCUGAGUCUCAGCUCAGUUUGCGUGAGACACUUUUGACCUCUGUCCACAUUCCUGACUGAGAGUUUUGUCUCUUCGUGGGGAUUUAGGUCAUCAGCACUUCACUGACUGUUUUGUAACGUUUGAAAGAUGCCCACUGUCCCGUGCUGGCAGUCACCCCCCCCUUGCUCGUCACCAUGGAGAAGGAGCCAGAACCUCCUCCAUGUUCCCAAAGUAAAUCUCCUGUUUCUGGGAGGCGGGAGGUAACCUGCGGUCAGCGCCGGCACUUUAACCCCCUGCUGUCCUCCUGCUGCUUCCACACACGAGCCGCGGUGCCUUUCUACCUGCAGGACAAAGCGGUUAACUCCGCUGACUCCUCCCCGCGUGGCCAUCCCCGAAUCACGCACCUUAAAAGAGGAUGGGCCGCUCGAGCAGAGCCGCAGAACCGGCCCAGGAGGAGCUGUCUCCGUCCCGCGUGGUGCUGAAAGUACCACUCCGCCUCGGCAUGUGGUCCGUCUUCUUUGUCCUCCUGUCCUCUCUGGACAGAAACGCGGUGAGGGGAGACCUCCUCCCGAGCCGCGCGCAGGAGGAGAACAAGGAGGUGCUCUCCACGAUCUGCGCAAAAACCUCAACCGUCGGUGAGAACUACCUCCACCAGGUGUCGGACGGAGCCGUGGUGGUCCGAAGCCUGGUCAGCCCCGCCGGGAAGCUCGUGGACUGCUCCGUGGCGGUGAACCGGACGGAGGUGAGCUCGUUCGUGCGCGCGUGCAGCCUGGAGGAGCGGAGAGCCGCGCGCCGGACGCCUUUUACGCACAUGGAUGAGGCCAAAGAGACGUGCCGAGAGCUGAAGCGGAGAUCAGAGGGCAGCGGCAGCAGAAGGCACGAGGGAGAAGACCCGACCCUGCAGGAGGACGGGGUUCUGAGAAGGUCCAAGAGGGGGUUCACGUACCCCGGGACCCUGUGGUGCGGAGCGGGGAACAUGGCGGAUGACUACAACCAGCUGGGAGAGUUUGCAGAAACUGACAGCUGCUGCCGCGUGCACGACCACUGCCCUCACGUCAUCCACGCCUUCUCCUCCAAAUAUGGACGCACCAAUUUUAAAUGGCACUCCAUCAGUCACUGCGACUGUGAUAACGACUUGAAGUCUUGUCUGAGAAAAGUCAACGACACGUCCUCGCGGGUCGUCGGCCAAGCCUUUUUCAACGUCAUCGGCGUUCCCUGCUUCGACUUCGCCUACGAGGAGCAGUGCGCCGAGCGCCACUGGUGUAAACGAUACGAGAAGCUGCCCGUCACCGUGCUGAGAGAAGCGGUGCCGUAUGACUACGGCGGUAUUGAUGUCAUCGACGAGCUGACGCUGGCUCCGCCCAGGCGGAACGAUCCCAAGGAAGUCAGCGAAGGAGAACCGCAGGAAAGCGUGACUCAGAGCGCAGGGGAGCCCUCGCUGGGAAACGUCGUCACCGCCGCCGAGGACUUCAUCAAGGUGCUUGCCACGGUCUCCACGUCUCAGAGCUCCAACGCUGACUCCGACAAGGACGCGGCGCAAAGCUCAGAGAAGAAGAAGAAGAAGAAGAAGAAACACAGAAGGAAGCAAAAAGGGAAAGGAAAUGGGAGGAAGAGGAAGCAGAAGGCGGAGGUGAAAACAGAGGAAGGAGCAGCAGAAGACGUCCUGUCUUUAAGUAAUUUUAUCCUCGAGUCGAACAGGCGUAACCAGUCGAACACAAACGUAGCCGAUGAAUUUGAGCUCAGGAGAAAAGACGAGCCGUCCAAUGAAGUCAUGAAAGAUGAGCCUGUUCCGGACGAGGAGUCGGAUUCCGUUACGUCACCUCUGACAGGCCCGGCGGGGUCAGCAGAGUCUGACGGCAAGACGGUGAAAGAAGAAGAAAACCCUCUCUUAUCGAGCAGAAUGAACGCUACCUCAAAGAACGCAGAUAAACGACGAGGAAGAAGCAAAAAGAACGACAAGAUAACACAUCACCCUUCUUCUGAAGACCCGGUAUUAAACACAGACGGUCUAAACGGUUUUCACUCUGUCAGCCCAACAGCAAAGCCUGAACGACGCCUCGCCAAGCAGCAACUUCCUGCCAGCACCGCCCCCAUUGUAAUCCCCCACGUCAAAAGGAGCAGGUCAAAGGAGAGCGGAGACAAAGAGAGGAGGAAGAAAAGAAAGAAACUCAGCACUGAUAGUCCCAUUGUGCCUGCUGACCUGCCAAAUUCUGCGGACCGCCUGAAAGUGAUCCCCCUCAGCAGGGUUCCCACCGUCCCGCCCGGCCUCCCCUCAGACCGGCAACACGGACCACAUGUUCACGGCCAGAGCAGCCAGGUUUCGGCUGUCCCCUUCCACGUUCCGAAAGGGCGAAGGGCGGAAGAAAUACCCCUGAGAAACAGGCGGAGGAAAACGUCCGACCCCGCUCCGAGCGAAAACCUGCUUUCCUCUCACGGCGCCGCCGAAAACUCUGUCCUCACAACCCCGUCCCCUCAAGUGCCAGAAACUCGGCGCGACCGGCAGCUUUUCACCACAACCGUCAACGCCAAUCCGAGGGGACGGCAAAGAAAAACACCCCUUCAACAAACUAAAACGUCCUGGGUGACCACCUCUGUUGCUCCAUCCAUCAGUCCACUUCAGCUAUCUGUUGAGAGAGCAAAAGCACAAUUUAAUAAGAAGAGAAGAAGGAAGGCGUUGAAUUUAAACAGACAAUAAGCCGAGCGUUUCGGGCGUAACUAGCAUAGAAAGGCUCGUUUUAGCAGAGAGGUAGAUCAUUUGAUUAAAACAUAAAAAUCAUGUUUUUUUUGUUCAUCUUUUGUCUCGCAUGUUAGUAAUAAAAACUCUGAAUAAAUGGCGUUGCAUACA
Molecule: messenger RNA, 2945 nt
Organism: Austrofundulus limnaeus
Lineage: Eukaryota; Metazoa; Chordata; Actinopteri; Cyprinodontiformes; Rivulidae
Gene: proca1
Product: protein interacting with cyclin A1
Exons: 4
Coding region: 516-2795 (759 amino acids)
Biological process (GO): arachidonate secretion; phospholipid metabolic process
Molecular function (GO): A2-type glycerophospholipase activity
Source: RefSeq, a predicted model, not a curated record